Ustilago hordei is the source of this 1263-nucleotide messenger RNA. RefSeq lists its product as uncharacterized. Gene Ontology annotation, molecular function: FMN binding; oxidoreductase activity. The record is from RefSeq and is a predicted model, not a curated record. The transcript has 3 exons. Lineage: Eukaryota; Fungi; Basidiomycota; Ustilaginomycetes; Ustilaginales; Ustilaginaceae. The coding region runs from base 1 to 1263 and encodes 420 amino acids.
AUGUCCGAUCCAAAGUCCGGUUAUCUGCGCGAGAUCUACGUCGGCGGUCUCAGCGGCACCAAGCCUCAAACCACCGACCUCAGACUCCUUGAGCAGCAAGCCAAGGCCAAGAUCCCAGCCGAAGCCUACGCAUACGUCGCGGGCAGCGCUUCAACUGAGUCCACUGCUUACGGCAACUUGGAUGCUUUCAAGAAAUGGCACAUCGUUCCUUCGAUGCUCCGCAAUGUAUCGCUCGCUGAGUUUGACGGCAGCACUCGUCUCUUUGGCCGAGACUACCCUACUCCGGUUGUAGUCGCACCUAUUGGUGUGCAAGCGCAGCUGCACCCUGAAGAUGCGGAUUGUGCUACCGCACGGGCUGCUGCUGAGCUGGAGAUCCCGUUCACGCUCUCUUCUGCCACCAGUCGAGCUUUGGAAAACGUAUACAAGUAUGCUGGUUUUGCCAAAGGUACCGAGGAAGACGGCGGAAGUGAUGCCUGGUUCCAGCUCUACUGGCCCCAGGAUGAUGAGUUGACGGAAAGUCUGCUCAGUCGUGCCAAGAAGGCAGGCUACCGAGUCUUGGUAGUUACUCUCGACACUUGGAACUUGGGCUGGAGGCCGAGAGAUCUCGACACUGCUUACAACCCCUUCCUCACAGGUCAAGGAGUAGCCAAUGUCUUCUCCGACCCUGUCUUCAUCCGUAAAUACUGCGAGGGCAAAGACCCUCGCCGUUCCGACGCAACCAAGGACGACAUUACCGAAGCCUCAGUUGCCGCCAUUUCUCAACUCUCUCCAGGUGUCUCUCACACGUGGUCCGACCUGGCUCUGCUCCGCAAACUCUGGGGUUCAGACCCUAUCGUCCUCAAAGGCAUUCAGUCCGUUCCCGAUGCUGCACGAGCCAUUGAGGCAGGCAUGGAUGGUGUCUGGGUCUCCAACCACGGCGGUCGACAGGUCGAUGGUGCCGUACCUUCGCUCAACCAGCUACCCGCGAUUGCCAAUUAUAUCAACUCGCUGCCACGCAGGCAGGACGAGGAAAAGAAGACGGUCAUCUUUGACUCGGGAGUGAGGUGCGGUGCGGACAUUAUGAAGGCGCUGUGCUUGGGAGCGGACGCGGUGGCUAUCGGCAGGCCUUGGUGUUGGGGUCUGGCCGUCAACGGAGAGGAUGGCGUCAGAGACGUAUUGAAGACGCUCUUGGCGGAUUUCGAGUUGAACGCCGGCUUGGCGGGAUACCAGUCCGCCAGGGAGCUCAACAGCCAGGCACUCAUCAGGGCCGAUGGCAAGAUCUAA